Caenorhabditis auriculariae is the source of this 3445-nucleotide messenger RNA. Lineage: Eukaryota; Metazoa; Nematoda; Chromadorea; Rhabditida; Rhabditidae. The record is from the annotation of a GenBank genome assembly.
AUGCUCUACUUAACAACGGCUUGUCCCAUCGGGAAAUCGCUCGUCAGACGGGUCGCUCAAGACGAACUAUUGACCGUUAUGCAAGGAAUCCGCAAGAAUACGGCACAGCAAUACAUUCUGGACGGCACAGGCUGCUAUCGGUUCAAAGCUGAACGAGACGUCUGUCGAAAAAGCAUCAAACUCUACGAAGUCCGCCAACCAAAUCAGAUCCGAAAUUCCUGAAAAACGUCUCGAAGAACACCAUCUUACGAACAAUUCAUCGGUCCGGUCGACUUGUGAAUACUCCAAUGAAGGCAGCACCUCGUCUACAGCAACGCCAUAAGAAUCAACGGCUCCAGUUUGCACGCUCUAACAUGGCCACGGAUUGGAAUAAGGUAUCAAUGUUUUCUAUCACCUUAUGAUUCCCAAUUUUUCUGUUCAGAUCAUCUUCAGCGACGAGAAGAAAUUCAACCUUGAUGGGCCAGAUGGGUACGCUCACUACUGGAGAGAUUUGAGGAAAGAUCCGAUGUACAUCUCCAAGAGAAACUUCGGCGGCGGCAGCCUCAUGGUCUGGGCGGCUUUCUGCGGCAACGGGACGGUAGCUCUUUCUUUUAUUGAGACCAGAACGAAUUCGCAAGACUACCAGCAACUGCUUGCCCAGCAUCUCCUGCCCUAUCUCCGUCGCCGACGACGUGCUAAUAUGAUCUACCAACAAGACAAUGCAUCUGUUCACGCGAGCAACUCCACAUUGGCUUGGUUUGCGGCCAAUAACGUGGUUCUUCUGGACUGGCCCGCGUGCAGUCCUGACCUCAAACCCUGUAGAGAAUUUAUAAUCAGUCCUUGUACGAAGGGUCUACGCGAAUGCCAAGCAGUAUACAACGGUCAACGAUCUGAAAAAGAGCGAUUCGUGCCGAGUGGGAUGGUUUGGACAAGUCACUGCUGCAAUCACUCGUUGGCAGCAUGCCGAAUAGGAUUUUUCGAAGUCGCUCAGAAACAAGGAGGCAUCACACAUUAUUAAUUAAUCUUUUUGUUAUACUUUGUUGACUUUGUGAAAUGAAUUUUGUUGAUUACUUAUAGUGGGUCUAUAAUUCUGGGUCGGUCAAAAAUCAGAUUUUCUCGUAUCUUGAAAAAAUUUUCAACUGGGUGAUUGAUAAUUAUGAUAUGAUUAUGUUCCUUAUCAACAAGGUUUAUCACAAAAAAAGUUUGGUGGCUCAAAGUUUUUCAAUCUUUCUUAAAAUCGGAGAAAUUAGGGUGGGUCUAUAAUUAUGGGUCGCAGUGUAUUGCAAGAACUUCUUUUUCCGCGAAGUUUCAUCAAAAAUCCACUCGUGGGGUAAUAAACGUUCUUCAACUUCAGGGAUGGAAGGUUGACAAGAUAAAAAUGAAUUUUCAUUUUCCGAGAGGUGGUACUGAUUUUGAUUCAGUAUAGUCUGUUCAGAUUUUGAAUGUCAAGUGCAAUGACGUCAUUCAAAAUCACUCUGUGGAUGGCUCGCUCUCUGAUUGGUUUAUCGCGCCAUUAGGGGGCGGAGCUUGAGAGACGACUUGACAUUCAAAAUCUGAAUAGACUAUAAGUCUUGGGAGAAGAAAAAUCUGCGCAUUAUGGUUUUCUGUGAUUUUCUGAAAAUUCUACUAUUAAGAAAUAAACCAUUACGAAAUUGGGAGGAGGGGUCGGCGCCAUUUAAAAACGGUCUGCCCAUGUAUGAUUUAAGGUACGACGUAUCGAAUCAUUAUUUCUUCGUGGACACGAUUGCUCAAAUCACCGACAGCCUUUUCCUAUGGAGUCGCCGCGACAGUUUCGACCUCGCUGCCCUUCUCAUCGACCAAAUUUGUACCUUUUUGGAAAAUGUUCGUGGAAUAACUUCCCCCCUUCUCACCUCGGAUUCUCAGGUUCCGAAAAUUGAACGCCGGGAAUAUUUCCACGGUCGAGAUCUGGUCGUCAACGCCAUGAGACUCUUUUUCAUGGUUUUUAAGAUAAUCCUUCGAAUAAACAAUUUUUCGUUCAGCUCGAUAAUGUUGGCUUCGAUUUGGAAGACGCUGAUGUGAGGCGUAAUCUUGGUAUCAAUGUUUGAUUUUUCUCUCGCUUAUAUAAAAUUAAGAAAUUUUCGUUCAGUUGCACCGGUUUUUCAAAGCCUCCCGUCGAUUUCGCUUUCCACUGAUCCGCUCUGUUUGGCUCGACAACUUCUUGGAGUUCCAAAAAUCGAAUGAUAAAAAGAAUAAAAUUUGGCUUAUAGAAAACCCGAAUUACUUUUAUUAUUUGCUGAAGCUGGCGCCGACAUCAACGAGAAGGACGAGUACGGCAGGACGGCGUUGACCUCACUUUUGAGCCAGGCUUACCAGUUUCCCCCGACCGACACUCAGUGAGAAAAUAAUGCUAUUGCCGCAUACUCCUCUUACUAGGUCCCUAUAAAGCCGAAAAAGUGGCCCCUAUAGGGGUAAAAUGAAGGUCUGACCCCUUACCCCUAAAGCUCAAGUGGUCCUUAUAAGGAUCGUUCAAUUUUGUUCAAAAAAGGUUUUUUUUCGCAUAGACAUGCUUCUUCGCAUAGAGCUUUUAUCGACUAGCAUGUCCCCUUUAGGGACCCCUUUUGCAAGCUUUAGUUGCCCUCAUAGGGUUUUUAAAUUGGUCCUUAGAGAGAUCCUUCCAACGGCCCCUGGAGUUGCCCCUAUAGAGACCCCUCUGGAGUUCCUAAAACGGUUUUCUUUCGGUAUUGGACGACUGUUGGCCGACUUCUUUCUCUUGGAUCGCGGAUUUUCGUGCGCGAUUGGAAUGAAGACCGCGUUUUCGACACUCUGCAGAAGGAACAAGAAAAGUUGGACUUCGAUAAACGAAUCAUCGUUGGUAGGUUAUCAAACAAGAGGAAUCAUAGACAGUUUGAGACAUUGAUAAAACUUUGCCGAGACCUUCUUUAGAACACCCUGAUUGAAAAAAGAACGAAAAUUGUAGCGUUUUUUGAUUUCUAGUCAAGUUAUGACGCCUUGAAAGCUUCGAAACCAAAACCAUCGAGCUCUUCGGUUCGCUAUAACUUAACUGAAAAGUUUUUUUUUGUUUCUAGUACCAGGGUGCAAAAACAGCAAAAUUUAUCAAUAGUUCAAAAUUCAUCUUUUCGUAGUUCGUUUGUCGGUGUUGUUCAAAUUGAAAUUUGAAAAAAAAAAUUUUUCUCGGUUUUACUCGACUCGGAAUCCCCGCUUCUAAAGAUCUGUCAAGAAUUUUUUUUACCCUCGGUAUAAGAAUUUUUUAAGCAGAUUUUCAGAGUAUUUUCUUUUCUAUGUAGAUCUGAGAGGAAAGCCGGAAACUUCUGGAAAACAAAUAAUUCUAUAUAUGUUUUAUCUUCCAGGCAAUUUUAUCACGCUGAAAGAUAUGUGCGCCGGUGUCGUCGAAAAAGUAUUCCCGGCUGAAUUUCUCCGGAAGUGCCUUCCUCAAAAUUUGAUCGGUUUCCUUCUUGUGGAAAAUGACUUCGACGAAUGUUUUUAA